Molecule: messenger RNA, 1582 nt
Organism: Cylindrotheca closterium
Lineage: Eukaryota; Bacillariophyta; Bacillariophyceae; Bacillariales; Bacillariaceae
Source: the annotation of a GenBank genome assembly
AUGAAGGCCGCCCACGAGGCAGCUGCUGCUAUGUCAGAGUUGGCUACAGACGUUAGGCCCAUUCCUAUGCUUACAGUGGACGUUCCUACCGGUCCACCGGGCCAAACACGCAUCAGCACUACUACACUACUCAGUCCCUCGGCUCGUACCAUUGCUUCACCAGCGACGGCUCAAGAAACGGACGGAGAAGUUGGGGAGGACCAACCCAAUGCGUCCUCUCCUAUGGACACCGGUCGAGAUGGUUUUGGUGACAACCAUCUUGUGCGUGCACUGGGGUCUGCCCGACUCGUCUUCCAGAAUAUUAACACUAUUCCUGAUGCGUCGGACGACCCUAAACAAGCACAGCUGAACCACUGGAUUCAAAGCGAACGUGUGGACUUUUUACUUCUGGCUGAAUUGAAUAAAUUCUGGCCAGCAAUUACACCAACCAACCGAUGGCGUGAACGCGCCAGUACUAUGGCUUGGAAGGGCGAAGGUUUCCACUCAGCGGUGGCCUACAACAUCCAUCAACCACGGACUGCCCAUUCGACCACCCAAUUUGGGGGCUGUUCUACUUCUGCCUUCAACGAAGUCUCCCAUCAAGUCCGGUCCAGUGGCGACGAUAGCUUGGGGCGAUGGGCUUGGAUCCGACUUCAUGGCCGAACACAAGGCGUUGGCCAGCGCGACUUGGUGGUCAUCUCUGCCUACCGACCAAACCCACCCAACGACGGGCAUCAAACCGUGUGGUUCCAACACAAGGCCCAUUUCAGCCGCACCCACCGCGACGCUGAACCCAGGGAAGCUUUCAUCAAGGACCUCUCCACUGCAAUCAACACCUGGCGCGACGACGGUUGUUCCAUCAUCUUGGGCAUCGAUGCCAACGAUGACUUGUCCUCCUACUCCCCAAAGUCUUUCUGUUUUCGGAUGAGCGAAGUGGGACUGAUCGAGGCGAUCCAGUCCAACCAUCCAGGGUCCCAUCAGGCCACUUACCAGCGAAACCUCCGUGGGUAUCCGAUUGACCGUAUCUUUGCGACGCCUGACGUGCCCAUCCUGGCCGCCAGGUACUACCCUUUUGACGAACACGUUGCCUCCAAUCAUCGUGGCCUGUGGAUUGACUUUGACUUGCGCAGUCUCCUCGGCGGACACAAACCUACAAAAUCCACCCAUGUUCCACGCCGGCUGGUGAUGCAUAACAAACGGGUGGUUCAACGAUACGUCCAAUUGACGGAGCAGGGUUACAUGCGGUACAAUAUUCCCGGCCGUCUUUCUACCCUGGGAUUCGACGUUGCCCGACAGCAGGGCGGCAUCACCAAAUCCCAAUCGGUCAGAUUCCAUCGGAUACACGCCGAUGCCUACACAGUUCGACGAUUGGCGGAGCAGAACUGCAGGAAGUUGUCGAUUGGUGGGGCGGAAUGGUCCCCGCAAGGCCAAUCCAUUCGGGAUCGGAUCACCUUGUGGCGGCUUCUCCUCAAGGGCCGACGUCGGUGCCGUGUGAGCUCCAGGAAGGUUCGCCGCCUGCUGCUCAAGACGAACGAACCCUUGGCCUGGAAGAUGACUACAGCUGAACUUGAGACUCACCUCACCCAAGACCUUGGUCGGUAUA